GCCUGGACAGACCACGUCGAAAAAGCCAGCUAAGCUCUGCGCGUGAAUCGUCACAUGGAUUAGGCGAGAGACACCGAAAGCUGCGUCAACCCGACAGCGACAGCAACCACCGCCGCUUUCCCGCCAGACCCGGACUGAAAACAACUAUGCAUCCGAUCGCCAGGCUGUGAUUGCGAUUUUUGCCGCUCGGUUUCGUUGCACCCGCCAGAGUCGCUCCUGUCCCCGCCGGCAUUGGACGACUGUUUGGAGGGGCGGUAUAACCCCUUGAAUAUCUUGGCCGUGCGCCUGGCGCUUCCCCUCCUCCGCCGUUGACCCGUUGGACGACGCGGCACGCGGCCGCCCCGGCGCAAUGGCCGACUACUCGAUGUACCACGCCCUGGGACAAGGCGACCAGCCAGAUCCCAACGACCCCAACCGCCCUGGCCCACCCCAGUUCCAGCCCGGCGCCGCCCAGCCUCCUUACCAACAAGGGCCCGGCUACGGCGCCCCCGUCCAGCCCGGACAACCGCCCCAGCAGUCCUAUGGCGGCCCUGCUCCGCCGGGAGCAGCGGGGGGCUAUGGCCCAGCAUCGCCCGGCCAGCAGCAGCCGCCCGCGACGGCUGGUUACUUCCAGGGCCAACCGUUGCCAGGGCAAGAUGCCGACCUGGCGGCCCAGAUGGGCGGGAUGAACCUGGGCCACGACGCCGCCCACGGAGCGGCACGGAAGAAGAAGAAGGACAGGCACGCCUACCAUACUGUUGAGGCGACAGGCUCUUCCCAGGCCUUCAACGGCAUACCCCCGACAGGUACGCCGGCGACCGCGUUCCUCAACGCCGACCCCUCGGGCACUAGCGGCUUUGUUGGCCAGGUGCAGCCGCAGGUUGGUGGCAUGGGAAGCCAAUUCCCGGCACCGGCCAGUGCGCCGUUCAGCCCGGCAAGCACGGCAUCGCCAGCGCAGUUCGCAGCCCGCAAUGGCCCCGUCGAGAUGCCAAGCACCUUUGUCCCCGCCUCGGGCGCAGCUAAGGUCUCGCCCGACGAUAUCCCUAGUGUCCCCGUUUCCCGCGACUCGGUCCAACAGUACUUCCUGGGCAAUGUAUACCCGACCUUCGAGCGCCAUGUACCCCCACCCGCCGCCGUCUCCUUCGUCGCCUUCGACCAGGGCAACUCAUCACCCAAGUUUGCUCGUCUGACCAUGAACAACAUCCCUGCAAGCUCAGAGGGCCUCCACAGUACCGGGCUCCCCCUCGGCCUUAUUCUGCAGCCGCUAGCCAGCCUCCAGGAGGGCGAGUCUCCUGUUCCCGUUCUCGACUUUGGCGACGCCGGCCCGCCGAGGUGUCGCAGGUGUAGGGCCUAUAUCAAUCCCUUCAUGAUGUUCCGGGCCGGCGGCAACAAGUUCGUCUGCAACCUCUGCACCUACCCCAACGACACUCCCUCAGAAUACUUCUGCGCCACCUCGCCUCAGGGUGUGCGUGCCGACAGGGACCAGCGCCCAGAGCUCAGCCGAGGCACCGUCGAGUUUAUGGUGCCCAAGGAGUACUGGACCAAAGAGCCCGUUGGCCUACGCUGGCUGUUUGUCAUUGAUGUGACGCAGGAGUCGUACAACAAGGGAUUCCUCGAGUCCUUCUGCGAGGGUAUACUGCGAGCCUUGUACGGUGCCGAUAGUGACGGGCACGAGGAAGAGAAGGAUGAAAACGGCGAGCCCAAGGCGAAGAGGAGCCUACCAGCCAACGCCAGAGUCGGGUUUGUCACGUAUGACAAGGACAUACAUUUUUACAACGUCAGCUCGGCGCUGGAACAAGCCCAGAUGAUGAUAAUGACGGAUAUUGAGGACCCGUUCGUGCCACUGAGCGACGGCUUGUUUGUUGACCCUUACGAGUCCAAGGCCGUUAUCACCUCUCUGCUCACAAGGCUUCCUACAAUGUUCUCCUCUAUCAAGAACCCCGAACCUGCCCUUCUUUCAACGCUGAACGCGGCUCUGUCGGCUCUUGAGAAGACGGGUGGUAAGAUCGUUUGCUCCCUGUCUGCCCUUCCCACGUGGGGCCCUGGAAGGCUGUUCAUGAGGGAUGACGGGAAGCACCCCGGAGGCGAAAUCGACAAGAAGCUGUUUACCACAGAGCACCCGGCCUGGAAAAAGGUGGCGGAGAAGAUGGCUGCGGCUGGUGUUGGUGUUGACUUCUUUAUGGCCGCCCCUUCUGGUGGCUACCUCGAUAUCGCGACCGUCGGUCAUGUCUCAUCGACAACCGGAGGCGAAACCUUCUAUUACCCCAACUUCAUUGCGCCCAGGGAUAACACCAAACUGUCUCUCGAAAUCAAGCAUACAGUCACUCGCGAGACUGGGUACCAAGCGCUGAUGAAGGUGAGGUGCUCAAACGGUCUGCAAGUUUCCGGGUAUCAUGGAAACUUCAUCCAACAUACGUUCGGGGCCGACCUGGAGAUUGGCGCCAUCGACCGGGACAAGGCACUUGGGGUCACCUUCAGCUAUGACGGCAAACUUGAUUCGAAACUGGACGCGCAUUUCCAGUCGGCGCUUCUCUACACGACGGCCAACGGCGAGCGGAGGGUGCGCUGCUGCAACAUUAUCGCUAGCGUCAACGACAACCCGCGAGACAGCAUGAAGUUUGUGGACCAGGACGCCGUGUAUGCUAUCCUGGCCAAGGAGGCAGCGACCAAGCUGGCGACGACGUCGGCAUCACUCAAGGACAUAAGGCUCAGCUUGACGGAGAAGACGAUCGACUCGAUGGCGGGGUACCGCAAGAACCACACGUCGCAGGCGCAUCCUCCCGGUCAGCUCGUGAUGCCAGAACGGCUCAAGGAGUUCUGCAUGUACAUGCUGGCUCUGAUCAAGUGCCGCGCGUUCAAGGGUGGCAGCGAGACGUCGGACAGGAGGGUUCACGAGAUGCGCAUGAUCCGCUCCAUGGGCUGCCUGGAGCUGAGCCUAUACUUGUAUCCGCGCAUGAUCCCGAUCCACAACCUCCAGCCCGAAGAAGGAUUCCCGGAUCCGCAGACGGGCCACCUACGGAUGCCACCCGCGCUGCGGACAUCCUUCAGCCGGGUCGAGCCAGGCGGCGUGUAUAUUGUGGACAAUGGCCAGCAGUGCCUGCUGUGGUUCCACUCCCAGACGUCGCCCAACCUGAUCGCGGACCUCUUCGGAGGCGGGGUGGGCGAAGAGGGACUGCAGCUCAAGGCGCUGGACGCAUACACAUCGACGAUCCCGGUGUUGGAGACGCAUCUCAACGCCCAGGUGCGCAACAUCAUCGAGUUCCUCCGGACGCUACGCGGGUCCAAGGGUCUGUCGGUACAGUUGGCGAGGCAGGCGAUCGACGGUGCCGAGUACGAGUUUGCGCGCAUGCUCGUCGAGGACCGCAAUAACGAGGCAUCCAGCUACGUAGACUGGCUGGUACACAUCCAUAAGGGUGUUCAGCUCGAGUUGACCGGUCAGCGGAAGAGGGAAGACAGCGGGAACGACUCGGCGCUUUCGAGCUUUGCAGGCAUGCGCCCUGCAUACUGGUAGGGGCAGGAAGGGUCGUCGGCGAUGCGGGGAUGGUCGAUUGUCAUUUAGCUCGAAGGGCAGAGCUCGCUUGGCAGAUAGCUCGAUGGGUAAUGAGGCCAGUUUGCGCGAAGCAGCCGAUACUAUACGCCCUCACCCCCAUGGUUCGCAAUGUCAGUAGACGCGCAUAUCACGAUGGGGUGUUUUUUGUUGGCGUCCGUGCUGGAGCGUUUGAGGCGUCGAGGAGGCGCAUGUCUAUGCUUGAGAUCGAACAUUCAACAAAAUCUUGGGGCGGAAAAAGGGCGUGUUUGGCACUGGUGUUUUCUUCCUUUUUUUGUUGUUGCUCUCUCUUCCUACCGUCUCUGGCGGCAGCACCGGAGGUUUCUGUCAAGGUGGAUAUCAAGGAACAAACAAAACAAUGAUUAUGCCAAUGGUUAUGUCAUGGAUGAAUUCAUAUCACGUGCA
This is a messenger RNA of Gaeumannomyces tritici R3-111a-1, 3931 nucleotides long. Its product is annotated as transporter sec24. Gene Ontology annotation, molecular function: SNARE binding; zinc ion binding. Lineage: Eukaryota; Fungi; Ascomycota; Sordariomycetes; Magnaporthales; Magnaporthaceae. Gene Ontology annotation, biological process: endoplasmic reticulum to Golgi vesicle-mediated transport; intracellular protein transport; COPII-coated vesicle cargo loading. The record is from RefSeq and is a predicted model, not a curated record. The transcript is spliced from 5 exons. Bases 350 to 3490 code for a protein of 1046 amino acids. Gene Ontology annotation, cellular component: endoplasmic reticulum exit site; COPII vesicle coat.